Diaporthe batatas is the source of this 585-nucleotide messenger RNA. RefSeq lists its product as uncharacterized. Bases 1 to 585 code for a protein of 194 amino acids. The transcript is spliced from 3 exons. NCBI's taxonomy places the organism in Eukaryota, Fungi, Ascomycota, Sordariomycetes, Diaporthales, Diaporthaceae. Gene Ontology annotation, molecular function: mRNA binding; translation initiation factor activity. Gene Ontology annotation, biological process: formation of translation preinitiation complex; translation reinitiation. The record is from RefSeq and is a predicted model, not a curated record.
AUGGCCGACGCCGAGACUGCACCGGCUGAGCCACAAGGUCUGAAGGUGCUGUAUUGUGGUGUCUGCACCCUUCCACCAGAGUACUGCGAAUAUGGAGGCACGGUAAAGAAGUGCCAGGAAUGGCUCCAGAAGAACCACAAGGACUUGUACGAAGCAAUAUGGUCAGCCGAAGCCCUUGCCGCAUCCACAGCCAACCUCUCAGUCGAGGCCCAGAAGCGAGCGGAGAAGGACGCGCUUAAGAAGACGGCCAAGGCCGAGGCCGCCGAGCAGAAGCAGGCCGACAAGCGUGCCGCGAGCGUCGUCACCAUCAAGAGGAUCGAGCGCAACAAGCGCAAGUACGUCACGUCCGUCUCCGGGCUCGAGGCCUUCGAUCUGGAGUUGAAAAAGGUCGCCAAGGAGUUUGGCAAGAAGUUUGCUACGGGCUCCAGCGUGACCAAGACCCCAUCGGGCGGCGAGGAAAUCGUGGUGCAGGGCGACGUUAGCGACGAGAUUGAGGAGUUCCUCAACGAGAAGUACAAGCAGAUACCCGAGGACAACAUCGAGCUUGUGGAGGAUAAGAAGAAGAAGUCGGCGAGCGCUGCCUAG